UUCGCAUGCACAUUCAGCUCACAACUUUCUUUGACCGUUCCAAUGAUAUGAGAUAUCCACUUUUCUUCCACCACCAUCAUCGUUGGUGCUGCUACCGCUCUAGCCGUCGAUGUCUACACAACCAGUGCGCCCUAUGAGACCUACUGGCCUACUCCUGAGUACUUGUCUGCCCCAUACUCCAAGGCUUACGGCGAAAACACGAAAAACCAAGUACAUCACCAAGUGGGACGGCGGCAGGCGCCUCACCGACUACGACCAUGUCAGCUAUGCUUCUGCGAGUACCGACGGAGUCAACGAUGCCUACACUGAUUCUAGCGGCACCUACAUUGCUUCUAGCGGGAGCAGCAGCGUCUACAAUGCGUGCCAUGCUUGCUGAACCCCUUCCUUUAACGGACUACCCUCUCGGUGUUCCUCCCAUUUUGUAAAACAAGCCGACUCUUGUCAACCACAUUUU
Messenger RNA from Linderina pennispora, 454 nucleotides. RefSeq lists its product as uncharacterized. Lineage: Eukaryota; Fungi; Kickxellomycota; Kickxellomycetes; Kickxellales; Kickxellaceae. The transcript is spliced from 2 exons. Bases 110 to 376 code for a protein of 88 amino acids. The record is from RefSeq and is a predicted model, not a curated record.